AUGUGCUCUCUGGUGAGCAGUGCUGCUGCACUUCUCUUGGCUUCCCUGUUGGCUUUGCUCUUUGGACUUUCUUCGGUCCUGGCUCAGGAUUUAAGAGAGAGGGAUGCACUAUGCAAUGCGGAUGGCUGCUUUGUGGUCUACUUCCAAGGUAAGACCUUCCUGGACUCGUGGAGGGCCUGCAAGGACAAAGGUGGCAACCUAGCAACCAUUAAACGCAGGGAAGAUGCCGCCACUAUUGCCACUCUCUUUUCCAAUCUGGACUUGCGCACCAGUGUCCGGGUUUGGAUUGGCCUGCAGCGCCAACCUCGCCAGUGUUCCAACACACGUCCAUUGCGGGGUUUCUCUUGGACUACUGGUGACCAGGACACCGAGUAUACCAACUGGCAGAAAGAGGACUCCCCUAGUAUGUGUUCAGUGCCACGCUGUGUGGUUAUGGGCUACAGCACUCAGGAGCAGAAUGAUAACUUCAAAUGGCUGGAUGGUUCCUGCUCAGUUUCUGUAGAUGGGUAUCUAUGCCAUUAUGCCUAUAAAGGAAUGUGUCCAGCCUUGUGGAGUGAAGGGGCAGGCAAUGCCCUCUACACUACACCAUUUAACCUUCUAAGUACACUGUUGACCCAUUUACCCUUUGGAUCUGUUGCUGCCCUUCCCUGCCCUGCAGGCACCAAGGACGAACAGUCGGUUUUGUGUGUGCUAAAGGACGAUGGCUCAGUGGCGUGGUCAAGAGAUUCCCCCCUCUGCUCCGAUCCCCCUACAUCAAAAAACUGGUGUGAUCAGAAUAAUGGCGGAUGUGAGCACUUUUGCAGGCCGGCUGGCGCUCACAUUGACUGUGAGUGUGCUGAUGGGUAUCAACUAGGAGAGAAUGGGAAAAACUGUGAGUUGUCUGACGUUUGUCAAAGGGCCAACUGCGAAUUUGAGUGCCUGCCCCUCUCAGGUGGGUACCGUUGUGCCUGCCCUGAAGGAUACAUGCUUGCACCAGAUGAACGUGGCUGUCUGGAUGUAGACGAGUGCCUCCAGAGUCCCUGUGAGCAGCUUUGUGUGAAUGCUCCAGGGACAUUUGAAUGUCGAUGUCGGGAGGGUUACCAUCCGGAUGAUGAGGUGCCUGAGGACCCUAGCCAAUGCCAAGACACCGACGAGUGCCAGAUCCCCGGAACCUGCGAGAAGAUGUGUGUGAAUUAUGAAGGGGGAUUUGAGUGCUACUGUGAGGAAGGCUAUGAACUCAUGUCUGAUCACUAUUCAUGUCGCAAGAGAGGGGAAGGAGAUGACCAAUCUGCUGUCACCCCUCCUUUUGCUUGGGUCACCCACCAGCCUGGACGUGUUUGGGACCCUGUGGACUAUAACUGGAACCCACAGCAGAGCCACACUGACUGGCUGACUGACCCACCCAGAGUUUUGGAUCCUGACGUCAUUUGGGUCACUAGUGCCCCUCAGGAGGAGCUGCCCUUUGAUUCAGCACUGGACCCUCUGACACAAGAGGCUGAGAAAUAUGAGGAAGACAUUGAAAAUGCAGGAGCUGACUGGUUGCAUUGGGGGCAUAGAUCUGAGUCUGACCUGGAAGUUUUACCCACCACCAUCUACACCACGUCUCCACCCACCACCAUCUACACCACGUCUCCACCCACCACCAGCUACAGCACUAUCCCGGACUGGUACGAAGAUGACGACGAGGAUGAGGAGGAGACUACCACAGCUUUCCCCUUCCUUUCCUCUUCGACAGUCUCUGAGGGAGCUUGGAAUUGGUGGGCGGGGUCCACCACUUCAAUCCAGAAACCAGGAAAUCCAGAGGAUUCAGUCAUAGACCUCAACAUGCCUACAGAUUCCAGCUAUCCCACCGAAGCAGAAAAAGAACACUACACCCUUAGGGAAAACUCUCAGUUUCCAAAGGAGGAGUUAGGGGAAGAGGAAAAUGACUUUGUGAAUGUCACACACCAAGACCCAGCUUUUCCCACACAGCCUACUCCUUCUCAGCCAUCCCCGAGCGAGGGUAGAGAGAUCAAUGACAUCCCGGAUUUUGUCCAGGAAGACAGGGGGCAGAGCAGCACUUGGCUUCUGGUGGGCCUCCUUGUGCCCAUCUGCAUCUUCAUUGUAGUAAUGGUGGCACUGGGCAUUGUCUACUGCACUCGCUGUGCUGUUCAUUCUCGCAACAAGAAUGCCACUGACUGCUACCACUGGAUCUCUGGGGCUCAUGAUAAACAGGGAGCUCCUAACCCCUCAGCAGGGGUCAAGACCCAUGUUUAAACAGAGAGGAGAGAAACUGACAUUUACAUAAACAGACCCUGCUUCAGAGGUAAGCAGGAGUGAAUAAUGGACCUGGUAAGGGGCACAUUAAAUGUUUUUUCCUCUCUGACUGUGGAACUGCGCACUCUUUGAACACGUGGACACUGUAAACAAAGUAUCAAUUGAUAGAAGGGACAUUGAUAACCACUGUCAUAUUUGGGGAUGGGGUUGCUAUGUGGUAUAAACUGCUUUGAUAUUUCUUACACUGACCACACAAAACAAGAUCUGAUUGCUUCAUAAUUGCACUAGGCUACAUUAUUAUGAACUAUUAGUGUCUUCAUUUGUAGUCUGCUAAAAUCACAGAGUAAUGUAUAUAGUCAUUUAUUCCUUUCAACAUUUAACAGCUGCAGCCAGAUCCAAUUUAUGGCAAAACCAUUCUGCUUUAUUGCGGUAGCAAAACUUUACUAUGAGGUUUCUUCCAUGCAACAUCUUCAGGCUCAGUUCAUUUCAAUUGCAUAUCACUGAAUAUAACUGCUACUAUCAACUGUGUCAAAGGGGGUUUAGAUGCCUCACAUCAGCAGUGGGUGAAAGAAGACUAUUAGCAAAUAUCCCCUCAAGAGUAAAGACAUUCUGCAGUCACACGAUAGUGCUGGGAAAGCAGUCACUGUGUUGAAUGUUUGAUAAGAGACCAAAACCUUAUUUGUAUAUAGUGGUUUUUUUUGUAUUUAUGUUUGUUUUAUACUUGUCACCUGCCGCUUUAUUAAGAAAAUGUAAAACAAAUUAAUAAUUCUAUGACAUUUUUUAAUGGACGCCAUAAAACUGGUUAUAUGGAAUGUCUGUCUACACAUGGGAGUGUUUUUCCCCCACUCGUGUCCAGUUUAAGAGCACUUCUCUUCCUUUUUUAAAAAAAGAGGUGAGCAAGCAGAUGUUCACGGGGAACACUGUAGGGGCUGGUGGUUGACAUUAGCCUUGCUCAUGACAUGGCCAUCGGUCACCCUUCGUAACCCUGACGGAUUAGUACAGCCUCUGAGGUUUUGUCUUUACCAGCCCUGAAAUGUUGCAUGGCCGUGUUGGAUCACAUCCAGCUGUAUGACACUGCAGUCAGUGCAACACCUUGCAGUUGCGUGUGCAACAUCAGAUUUUUUACAAUUUAAAACGACAAUCAUAUCUCAGAUUCCAAAAUUAUUAAUAACAUGAAGGAAGAAAGGGACAUUGAAUUCUUUGGUGAAGUGCUCAUUGGAUAUUAGGGUGUAUGAAUCUUAUAGAUCAAAGAAAAAACAAAUAAAGAAAACAAGGCACUUGCAAGUUAAAUCACCUUUAGUGUAAUGGGUAAAUUACAAUUUAAUGCAUGAUGAAACAAAGUGGCAUUCCAAAAUGUACACAAGAACCAUUUGUCUUUGUUUUAUUGAUAGACUGGGAAAUAUGAGAAACGUCUGAUGUCUUU
Cyclopterus lumpus (lumpfish) is the source of this 3658-nucleotide messenger RNA. It is a transcript of the gene cd248a, whose product is annotated as CD248 molecule, endosialin a. The transcript has 2 exons. The record is from RefSeq and is a predicted model, not a curated record. NCBI's taxonomy places the organism in Eukaryota, Metazoa, Chordata, Actinopteri, Perciformes, Cyclopteridae. Gene Ontology annotation, cellular component: external side of plasma membrane; extracellular matrix. Gene Ontology annotation, molecular function: extracellular matrix protein binding; extracellular matrix binding; calcium ion binding. Gene Ontology annotation, biological process: cell migration. Bases 1 to 2235 code for a protein of 744 amino acids.